Messenger RNA from Cercocebus atys (sooty mangabey), 2034 nucleotides. RefSeq names its product zinc finger protein 345 (gene ZNF345). Bases 388 to 1854 code for a protein of 488 amino acids. The record is from RefSeq and is a predicted model, not a curated record. The transcript has 4 exons. NCBI's taxonomy places the organism in Eukaryota, Metazoa, Chordata, Mammalia, Primates, Cercopithecidae.
CUCUGCCCUGCUUGGAUAGAGACCUCCGGAGAGGAGUAAAGAAUGACUGUUGAACAUCCUCAAGGCACCUGCAAGACCUCUAACUUCACCCUGGAGUUGAGCAGAAACAUAGCUUGCCUUUUCCCUCAAAUCAAUCUUGGACUCCAGACAAAGGGUUGGACCUUUGAGCCAAUAAGCAGGUUACUGGUAACAGUACCUGAGGAAAGACAAAGCUGUGGCUCCUCUUCGCCUUCUACUAGUGGAAGCAGCCUGAAACCUUCAUCAGAAGAAGAUGUUGGUGCCAUGCAUCUUGUACAGCCUGCAGAACUACUGUGAAUCAAAGUUGAGACCAAGAAAUUAUUUCUGAAAAAGGAUAUUUAUGGAAUAGAAUCAUCCUGAUGGGAGAUAAUGGAAAACCUUACAAAACACAGCAUUGAGUGUUCAAGUUUCAGAGGUGAUUGGGAAUGUAAAAGCCAGUUUGAGACAAAACAGGGAUCUCAGGAAGGACAUUUCAGUGAAAUGAUAUUUACUCCUGAAGACAUGCCCACUUUCAGUAUCCAGCAUCAGAGAAUUCAUACUGAUGAGAAACUCCUUGAAUGUAAGGAAUGUGGGAAGGAUUUUAGUUUUGUAUCGGUCCUUAUUCGACAUCAGCGAAUUCAUACUGGUGAGAAACCUUAUGAAUGCAAAGAAUGUGGCAAGGCCUUUGGUAGUGGUGCAAACCUUGCUUACCAUCAAAGAAUUCACACUGGUGAGAAGCCUUUUGAAUGUAAAGAAUGUGGGAAGGCCUUUGGUAGUGGCUCAAACCUUACUCACCAUCAGAGAAUUCAUACUGGUGAGAAACCCUAUGAAUGUAAGGAAUGUGGGAAAGCCUUUAGUUUUGGGUCAGGCCUUAUUCGACAUCAGAUCAUUCACAGUGGUGAAAAGCCUUAUGAGUGUAAGGAAUGUGGGAAGUCCUUCAGUUUUGAAUCAGCCCUUACUCGGCAUCACAGAAUUCACACAGGUGAGAAACCUUAUGAAUGUAUAGAUUGUGGUAAAGCCUUUGGCAGUGGUUCAAACCUUACUCAACAUCGGCGGAUUCAUACUGGUGAGAAACCUUAUGAGUGCAAAGCAUGUGGAAUGGCCUUUAGCAGUGGUUCAGCCCUUACUCGGCAUCAGAGAAUUCAUACCGGUGAGAAACCAUACAUAUGUAAUGAAUGUGGGAAGGCCUUUAGUUUUGGAUCAGCCCUUACACGACAUCAGAGAAUUCAUACUGGCGAGAAACCUUAUGUAUGUAAGGAAUGUGGGAAGGCUUUUAAUAGUGGCUCAGAUCUCACUCAACAUCAGAGAAUUCACACUGGUGAGAAACCCUAUGAGUGUAAAGAGUGUGAGAAAGCCUUUAGAAGUGGUUCAAAACUUAUUCAGCAUCAAAGAAUGCAUACUGGUGAGAAACCUUAUGAAUGUAAGGAAUGUGGGAAGACCUUUAGUAGUGGUUCAGACCUUACUCAACAUUACAGAAUUCAUACUGGUGAGAAACCCUAUGAAUGUAAGGAAUGUGGGAAGGCCUUUGGUAGUGGCUCAAAACUUAUCCAACACCAGUUAAUCCAUACUGGUGAAAGACCCUAUGAAUGUAAAGAAUGUGGAAAGUCCUUUAGUAGUGGUUCAGCUCUUAAUCGGCACCAGAGAAUACACACUGGUGAGAAACCCUAUGAAUGUGGGGAGUGUGGGAAAGCUUUUUGUAGUGGCUCAAGCCUUACUCAGCAUCAGAGAAUUCAUACAGGUGAGAAACCUUAUGAAUGUAAGAACUGUGGGAAGGCUUACGGGAGGGGUUCAGAGUUUCAGCAACAUAAGAAAAGUCAUAAUGGUAAGAAACUCUGUGAAUUGGAGACUAUGAAUUGAAAUUAUGUGCUGAAGGAAGGACUCUAAACAUAUGACAUAAGAAAAUUCAUAGUGGUGAAAAUCUCUACAAAUAAAACUAAGGUACAGAUGCCUUACUUAUGCUUCACAGGUUAGUCAGUCUAAGAAAAUUUAUACAGGAAAAAAAUCACCCCAAAUAAAAUAAAUAUUUGAAGAUCCUUA